AAAUUGUAUGUGGGUUUGGUUUCUUAUCACCGAUUCGACUUCUACGGACUUGAACUUUCUGCAAAUUUUCUUACUUUUUUCGAAUUCCACUGCCUUAUCCUCUUCACUCUUCAGUAAGAGCGAAAAAUUCCAUCCUGGGACUCUAGUCUACGGGUUUCAUAGCGAGCAGGGGAACAUAGUAAAAUUGAUUAACAAAUGAGGAUUUCCUGUUCGACUACCUUCGCAACUUUAGCUGAAUCUUCUAUCUAUUGUCUUUCUAAUUCAUGGAAGCCGUCGUCUUCUUUGAAAUCCACCGCGAAACCAACUCCUAAGAUUGUACACUUUGGUUACCGAAACUUGCCACUGCAAUUUUCACCCCGACGUUCGAAUUCCCUGUCCCAAAAUGGGUUUCGUCCGCUUUCUUUCUUCAAUGCUAAAGAUGAAUCCGGCGGCGAUUUUCAGCAAAAGGGAAAUGGGGGGGAGUGGCCUAUCUUGAAGCGGUGGGAAGUGCCAUGGGGAUGGCAAACAGUUUCAUUAACUUCUCUAGCUUGUGGAUUAAGUUUCAUUGUGACAGGAUUGGUUGAAUCUGCCGCCAUACCUUAUCUUGGUAUUCGCAUUGAAGAGCUAAGCUUAGACGAGAAGGCUGAAAUACUGUUUCUGGAUCAAGGCAUUACAACUGUGGCAGUGCUUGGGAUCUUAUACAGUAUUGCAAACACUUUCCAACCACUUCCCGAUGACUUGUAUCGCUAUGAUAUUAAGGACCCCCUGAAUCUGCAGAAAGGCUGGCUCUUAUGGGCAGGAGUGGGUCUGGUCGGUGCCCUUGCUUCUAUUGCAGCGACAGGAGCAGUCUUGUCUUCAUUUAACGGUGGGAGCCCGCAAAGAGAGACAGACGCUCUAGUACGCUUGCUUCCACUAAUUGGAUCUUCCAGCAUCAGCACUGCUUGUCUGGUGGGUAUCGCUGGUGUCCUUGCUCCAGUUCUUGAAGAGACUGUGUUCCGGGGAUUUUUUAUGGUGUCUCUUACCAAGUGGGUUCCCACGCCAGUUGCCAUUCUGAUUAGUGCAGCUGUGUUUGCCCUUGCACAUCUCACUCCUGGAGAGUUUCCCCAGCUCUUUGUGCUUGGAACUGCUCUCGGAUUUUCUUAUGCUCAAACUCGCAACCUCUUGACACCCAUCACCAUACACGCUUUGUGGAACUCAGGCGUCAUUUUGCUUCUUACCUUCCUCUCGGUAAAACAUUAAUUUCACAGUGAAAGUGAAC
Momordica charantia (bitter melon) is the source of this 1237-nucleotide messenger RNA. The record is from RefSeq and is a predicted model, not a curated record. NCBI's taxonomy places the organism in Eukaryota, Viridiplantae, Streptophyta, Magnoliopsida, Cucurbitales, Cucurbitaceae.